AUGCAGGGCCAUGAGGCAGUUUCGUGUGGCUCUGAGGAGGGCUUCUUGGCUGGGAUAGACGUUGAUGACUUCCUCUUUGUGCUGCUGGACUCGCUGCAGCCGUCCUUGCCGGACGCUGCAGCAGCAGCAGCAGCAGCAGCAGCGCCUGCAGCAGCUGCGGGGUCUAGGAACAAUGCAAGUGCAGCAGCAGCCCGGCGACCCCACGCGGGCGCAACUGCAGUAGAGGGCUCUUCUUUGCUGCCGCUGCUGCGCGAGACCUGGAGGCCAGAAAAGCUGCUGCACGAGCUGCUGGAGGGGCCCCCGGCGGAGGCAGCAGGAGCAGCAGCAGCAGCUGCGGGGGCCCCCGCAGCCGCAGCAGAGCGGGACUUGGCACUGCGGGCAGCAGAGGCACAGCUAAGCGCCCCCAUCUCGAGGCCCACGGGGCCCCUCUACUCCGCAUGUCUUGCUGCAGGAGCUUCUUUGCUUUCUUUUGCUGCAGCAGACACAGGCCGCGUGGCUCUUGCAAUAAGGGCUUUUCUUGAGGUCCGGCCUGCCACACAGGACCACCAGGUUGCGCUGCUGCUGCUGCUGCGGCUGCUGCUGUUCCGCUGGGCCCUCCACAGCCACCUGGGCCUCCCCCAGCUUCUUGCAAAGACCCAGGGGGCCCCCUGUGUGGAGUUCCGGGGACCCCACGGCUUGGCGGCCCUGCAGCCAGCAGGGGCAGCAGCAGCGGGGGCGCCCCUCGCAGCAGCAGCAGCAGCAGCAGGUGGCCGCCCGCAGGCUGCUGCAGCAACGUGGCUCGGGAAGGUUGCUGCACUUGCCAUUCAAGAAGCUGCUGCACUUGCAGACGGCGACGAACGCCGCGAGUUGCUGCUGGAAGUGCUGCAGAUCAUUGCGCGCUGCGCCCCCCACAUCGUCAUAUCUAAGUUAGUGAAGGCCACAAAGAAAGCAGCUUUAGUGUCUCCUGGGGCUCCGGAGGAGACGGCGACGGAGGGAGCAGCUUGCUGCUCGUUGCUGCUGCUACUGGAGAAGAUCUUUUCCUCUUCGGGAUGGCCAGCGAUCUCUGUGUCUCUGACGAAGCAGGUGUUUGUGGUGCUGCUGCAGCUGCUGCUGCUGCCGCUGCAGCCGCAGGAUGCUGCGGGCUCGCAGCGCCGCCUGUCUCUCCCCAUCCGCUGGAGCAUCUCGCUGCGGGCUGCAGAGGCCCUGAGUGCCUUUGCUGCAGCAGCAGCAACGGGAAACUGCCGUUCGCUGAUGCUGGCUCUGCAGAAGCAGCAGCAAAAGCAGCAGCAGGAAGAGCAGCAGCAGCAGCGGCAGCAGCCCCUCUCCCCUGAAAACGACGCCGGCCGCAACGCCGUGGGGCUGCAGCGCUCGCUGGAAGAGGGCCUAGCAGCAGCAGCAGCAGCAGCAGCAGCAGCAGCACGUGGAGAGGGAGAACUGCCGCCAGGCGGCGAAGGCGGCUGCGGAAUUGAAUACCUUCCUUUGAUGGCAGCAACAGCAGAAAGAGUCGUGUACAUUUUGCUGCCUCGCAUGCUGCUGGCUAGUGCUCCCCCAGGGGUCAUUUCCGCGUUGCUACGAGCUGCUGCUAUGCUGCUGCUGCUGCCUGUACACCUCAGCAGCCCCCUGAUGCUCAGACACUGGGACGACGAGCAGUCGGGGAUGGUGCGGCACGACCCCGUGCUGCUGCUGCUGCAGCUGCUGCUGCUGCACAUUUGCAGCGAAAUCUCCGGCGUCCCCGCAGCAGAGCUGCUGCAGGACGACCAGCAGCACGCGAGCAACCGCGUCGCAGCAGCAGCAGCAGCAGCAGCAGCAGCCAACAUGCAGGACCAGCGCAAGGCUCUGCAGAAGCAGCGACAGCGGCUACUGGAGCAAGGCGGACUCGAGACAGCAGCAGCUGCUGCAGCAGCUGCAGCAGCAGACGAGGCUGAAGGUCAAGGGGGGGAAGCAGCGUACAAGCAGCGUCUGCUGCAGCACACGGAUAUGACCCUCUCUGAGCAGCAGGAGGAAGCAGCCCUCAACAGCAGCAGCAGCAGCAGCAGCAGCGGCAACGACAAUGACUUGGGCGACGGCGUCAGACUUGAGGGCCCAAGAGCUGCUGCCUUCUUCAUGCAAGCUGCUGCCUCUUUGUCCCACCUCACAGAAGUUCUUGCUGCAGGGCAGCAGCACUGGCGCACGGAGCAGCACGCAGCCGAGCUGCAGCAGCUGCUGCUGCUGCUGCUGCUGCAUGCCAGCAGGCGCUCUCUCGCUCCCAGGGACCCCGUUGGAGAUCUGCUGGCGGACGAGACUCUCAAACGAAUGGUGGAGCCCAUCGUCUUUGCUGCAGUGUCUUCUCUUAGCGCUGUGCAGCUGCAGCACGAGGCGAAGACCGCGGGACUUUCCUCAGCAUCAGCAGCAGCAGCAGCAGCAGCGACGGCAGCAGCAGCAGGCUGCAUCACAGCGCCUCCCUGCGAGGGGUCACUUGCAGGGCUUUCUCUGAUUUCGCCCAUAGCUGCUCCUAGUCCCACUGCUGCUGCUGUUGCUGCUGCUUCCUGCAGCGACGCUGCGGCUCCUCCGUAUCUGCAGCAGGUGGACUGGGUGCUGCAGGCUCUCGACCAGACAGCAGCAGCCGAAGCAGCAGCAGCACCACAAGAGAGACAUAAAAGAGCUUUCAAUGAACUCAGGUGGUGCUCCCCAGCAUCUUUGUCCCUUGAGGGAUCCCCGGACGGUUUGCUGCUGUCUGUUGCGGGGGGCGCUGCAGCACGGCGGCUGUCCCGUGCUGCUGCUGCUGCUGCAGCGCAGCAGCAGCAGCUGCUGCGGAACGGCGGCGCCGCGCGGCUCGUCACAGAGGGCCUGGCCCGGUUUCUGAACCUUCCUUUGUGCUGCGGAGGAGGCCUUGCUGCUGCUGCCCUGAACACAGCAGCAGACGUGUUUGCUGCUGCAGCAACGGCAACCAAACGCUCCGGUGGGCUACGAGGGGACCCGCAGCAGCAGCAGCGGCUGAGAGCCAUACAGUGUGCUGCACUUGUCUUCAUGGGCAGAGUAGCUGAAGCACAGAGGUGCGGCUGCCCCUCCCCCCGGCUGGCCCUCACGCCGUGGCAGCAGCCCAGCAGCAUUUGCUGCUGUGCAGCGAGGUGGACGAGGCCCAGGGAGCAGCAGCUGCUGCGGCCGCCGCUGCAGCAGCAGCAGCAGCAGCAGGUCUACCUGGACCAGCAGGCGGAGGACACGCAGCAGCAGGAAACGGAGAGGAUGCGGCUGUUGUGGGAUAGAGCAGAGACAGCAGCAAAGUUUGUCUCUUGUCUCUUUAGUUUGGCAGCAAAAAAAAGACUUUCGCCAUCUCAAGCUGCUGCUGUGCUGCAAGCUUGUCGAUCUCUCGCGCUGUCGCGCCUGCUGCCUGUUGCUGCUGCCCACUUAUCGGGGGAAGACGAGCAGCAGCAGCUGCUGCAGCUGCAGCAGUACCAGCUGCUGCAGCAACAGCAGCACUUUGCGAGGGGCGCUGACGUGGCCUCCGCCGGUAUCGAGCAGCAGCGACAGCGGCAGCUGGUCAGCAGCAGCAGCAGCAGCAGCAGCAGCAGCGACAGCGGCUGCAGUGAGCUGCAGGUAACCAUAGACUUCAAGCUCCCGCUGCUCUGCCCCCAAGAAAUAUCCUCUAGGUGGGACACAAUGACUUUAGUGGAUCCUGAAGGCAGCAGCAGCAGCUCAGAAGAGGAGCUGUACAUACACCGCAGGCCUUCUCUUGGCCGCAGACGCAAACAGCCCUUUAGAAGAGAAGGGCUGCAUGCAGCAGCAGCAGCAGCAGCUGGGGGCCCGUGGGGCCGCGCGGCGCAGCAACGCCUGCUGGCUGCAGCAGGAGAGGCGUCAGCAGCAGAAAUGGCGGCUGCAGCGGGGCCCAGUGCAGCAGCAGCAGCAGCUGCUGCUGCUGCUGCGGCCUGGACUCACCCGCCCCCUGCAGCAAUCUGUGGCAUAUUUGUCUUCGUGCUGCGGCUGCUUUGUCUCUCCCCAUCCGACAGCAGCGACGAGGCAGCAGCCGCGGCGGCAGCAGCAGCAACAGCGAGAUGGCCAGCGUCUUCGCCGCUGCAGCAGCAGCAGCAGCAGCAGCAGCUCGGGACCUCCCCAGCAGCAAUCCUCAGGGAAGCUGCAGCUCACGUGCUCUUCAAAGUCCUCGCCCAAGACGCACCUGACCUGUUGUUCCCCGUGCUGCUGGAGUGCUUGGGCGUCGGCGUUUCGCUGCGGCCGGCGAUGCCAGCAGUUUGUUCCUGUUUGGCAUUAAUGGCGGAGCGUGCUGCUGAGGCAGAGAGAGCAGCACCCGCAGCAGCAGCAGCAGCAGCAGCAGCGUCUGCUGCUGCUCUGUGCACCCCGCUGUGGGUGGCGCCUGCAGUGCCGCAGUCCCAAGUUGCUGCACUCUGCGAGCUGCUGCUGCAUGCCUCCAGCAUCCAGUGGGACAGGGGGGGUCUUGCUGCUGCUGCUCUUCGCGCGGUGGCGAAGCUGAUACCCAGCCUGCUGCCCACGCCUCAGCAGCAGCAGCAGCAGCAGCUGCUGCUGCUGCGCUCCCAAGCCCUCCCCUCCCGAACUCAAAUGCUGCACUGGGACGUCCACAAGCCUCACCACCCGCAGCACCCGCAGCACCCCCAGCGCCAGCACCAACAACACCAGCAGCAGCACCAGCACCAGCAGCAGCAGCAGCACCAGCAGCAGCAGCAGGGGGCCUCCUUCGCAGCAAAAGCUGCUGUCUUCGUAGAACGCCUUACUGACGCCCUCGAGGAACAUGCGGGCGGGGCCAUUCCGCUGUCGAGUGAGGGUUGGGUGUCUGCGCUGUGCGAGUUGCUGCUGCUGCUGCACUUGGGUUUGCUGUCGCACUACGGCAGCAGUGAGACGCAGCAGCUCUUCGUUUCCUGCUGCCUCCUGCGGGGCUUUGCUGCUGCAGCAGCAACAGCACGCAAGGAAGCUGAGAGGCCCCCCAGCAGCGAAGAGCUGAAGCGGCAGGGCAGCGCCUCUGCAGCCCUGCGUCUGCGCCGCGGCGCGUCUUUGGGCGAAGCAGCAGCAGCAGCAGCAGAGGAAGCAGCGCUGGAGGACCUGCAGCAGCAGCAGCAACGCCGCGCUCUUGCUGCGCUGCAGUUCCUGGGAGUUGUGGGCCGCUCGCUUUCGCUGUCUGUACAGCAGAGCCUCACGCGGGUCUUCUUGGGCUGUGGGCAGUGCGCAGCAGCAGAAGACAAGUCGGGGGCCCCCGCGGAAGCAGCAGCAGCAGCAGGUGCUGCUGCAGCAGCAGAGGGGCCCCCCGCCCUCUGGCUCUCCCUCGCAAGGCCUGUGGAGGCCCCCCGAGCAGGCGUGGCAGAGGGGGGCCUCCUUGAGAGUUUGCUGCUGCUCUCGAGGGCCCCCGAGGCCCCUGAGGGGCCCCCCAGGGAUGAUGGGGAGAGUUCUUUGGGGGGGGAGUGGUCUGAUGAGAACGAGGCUUUUGCUGGCAGCAGCAGGCAGCCAGCAGCAGCAGCAGCAGCAGCAGCAGCAGCGGGCAGCUCGUGGGGCGGGUUCGGAGCCGGGGAGGCUACCCGGCGAAGGAGCCUCGCGAGCGCCGAAGAAGAAGCAGCAGCGCCGGCAGCAGCAGCAGCAGCAGGUGCUGCUGCUGCUGCUGCAGUCAGGUACUGCCACCCCGAGCGGCUGCGCAGGGUUGUGGGCUGGCUGGGCAGCAGCGGGGGCACUCUGUGGCUGCAGCAAGAGCUGCAGCCGCUUGUGUUCUUUGCUGCUGAUACUGCUGCAGCAACUCGGCCUCUUGCUGCUCAGACAGACACAGCUGUGCUGCAGGAGCAGAGGGCCACAGCGCGUGCUGUUGCACUUGCUGCCAGCAGCAGCAGCAGCAGCUUUGCUUCUUCGUUGCGGCUGCUGCAGGCCGUGGGGGCCCCGCCCGCCCAAAGAAGGUCCUUCGGGGUCUUUCCUUUCUUCAGCAGCAGCAGCAGCAGCAAGAAGCAGCUAGAAGCUGGCAGAGUGCAGCUGCUGCUGUGUCGCACGGCCUUGGCCAUGUCUCCUCCUUGGGAGUUGUUUGACUUUUCCGGGCCGUGUCUGCUGUCUGCUGCUGCUGCUGCUGCUGCUGCUGCAGCAGCCACGGCCGCGAACGGCGAGGCCGCGGCGCUGGUUGCUGCUGCUGCUGCUGCAGCACCCGCCACCGGCAGCGAACGCCCCCUGGGCACCUGGCUCUUCGGCAGCAGCAGCAGCACAGCUUCAGCAGCAAGUUAUCGAGGACUAGUGCAGCAAGCAAAGCAAUCAAUGCUGGGGGUUUUUCACCGAGAGGGCGACGACGCGCUGCAGCUGGUGGAGAAGGCUGAGGCUUUCCUGGCCGCAGCAGAAGCUGCUGCAGUUGCUGCGGACCGCCACCACCAGCAGCAGCAGCAGCCCUGCGCCUUCUUCCUCUUUGUUGCGCUGCUGCUGUCUCUGCUUCUGGCCUUCCAAAAGGAGACAGACCACGCCCUUGCUGUCACAGUGGCGGAGACUCUUCAGGCCAUGGGCCGGCGCUGGAGGUUGGCAGCACAGGAGCUGUUGCAGCAGCAGCAGCGGCAGCAGCGGCAGCAGCAGCAGCAGCAGCACCACCGCCACCACCCCCACCGCCGGAAGGCCGGCCACCGCGGCGAAGACGACGAAGGCAGCGACGCCUCCGUCCAGGUGUCGACGAGCCGCAGCAGCGGCAGCUUUGCUGCUGCUGCUGCUGCUGCUGCUGUUGGGGCGGCUCCCUGGGGCCCCCCGGGGACGCAGGAGGGGGCCCCCAGGAGAAGCAGCAGCAGCAUUCUCUCGGCCUUUGAAACUCCUUCUGCUGCUACAGUGAUGCCGCGGACUCAGUGGGUGGAGAGGCACUGCGGCGUGUCUCUGCGCUGCAGCACCGCUGUGGAGGCCGAGGAGGCUGCUGCUGCUGCUGCCAUCUACAGCAGCAGCAGCAGCAGCAGCAUGGAGUACCUCACCACUGGAGUGCUGCAAGACAAGCACCCAGGACUGCAGGAGCCGCUUGAGGGCCCCCUAGCCGUUCCCAGAAUCUUCCAAGAAAAGAUCAGCAGCAGCAGCAGCAGCAGCAGCAGCCACGCAGCGCCAGCCCCUGAAGACCUCGCGAACCGGGGGGAAGAGCUGCUGCAGGCUGCUGCUGCUCUGGGGGGGGCCCUAGGGAGAGGCUCAGAAUUAAUUGUUUCCUUUUUGCUGCCUUUUUGUCUUUCCUGGAGGCCCCACAAAAAGCUGCCUCUCCCGCGGCUGCAGGCUUCUGCGCAGCAGCUAAGGGAAGCAGCAAACACCUGGGAUUCCGGCCGCGAGCUGCUGGCCAGAGACCCACUCGCUACUGUUGAGGCCAUAUUAGGCAUUACAAAGGGGCGAACUGCAGCAGCAACAGCAGCAGCAGCAGCUUCUGCUGCUGCCAACGACGACCAGGUGUCUCCCCUUUCAAUUGCUGCCUUCAGCUGCGCUGCAGCUGUCCUGCCCCCGCGGCUGCAAAGUCACCAUCAGCAGCAGCAGCAGCAGCAGCAGCAAGGCUUGCUGCUGCAGCUCGAGAAGUCUGUCAGCGAAGAGUUGCAGCUCCAUAAGGGCCUCUGCUGCAUGCUGCUUGCUGCUGCGCUUCACGUGCUUCGCGCGCAGGUCCCUGCAGCAGCAGCAGCAUAUAUCCGCACGCUUUAUAUAAGAGCAGUCUCUGCUCCCCUCAGCAGCACAAACUGGAGGGGGAAAAAGGGGCCCCUCGCGCUGCUGCUGGGGGCCACCCGGGCCCCAGAGGAGCAGCAGGGGGCCCCCCGGGGGCCGGGGGCCCCCCUGUCGGGUUCUCCUAGUCUAGAGGCCCCAUACGUGGACAGCCCUCGACACCAGCAGCAGCAGCAGCUGCUGCAGCAGCAGCAGCAGCAAGGCAGGGCGUUCCUGCAGCCGCAGUACCAGCUGGAGCCGCGCGGAGGACGCGGCGCAGCAGCAGCAGCAGCAGCAGCAGCUGAUGAGGAUCAGAUGCAGCAGCAGCUGCUGCUGCAGAGCCAAGAUGUUGCUGACAGCAUGGCGCAGGUUCUGGGGGACAGCUGCAGGCCCUCAGAGUCUUACCGCAGCAUGCGGAUGCAGGCUGCAGCAGCUGGUGGCCCCGCAGCAGCAGCAGCAGCAGCAGCAGCAGCGGGAGACAUUCAGCAGCUAGCAGCAGACACAAGGGCUGCAGCAGAAGACGGACUUAUACCUGAAGUCUGCUUCGAUGCUCUUGCUGCUGCAGAAAAAGCUGCUGCUGAUCUUGCUGCAGCAGCAACUGACUGUCUCCUUGGGCUGUCUGUACACCACAACACUUGGCAGGUCACCGCCCUUCUACUGAGAGCAGCACACAUGAGGCUCUGCAGCAGCAGCAGCCCUUUCGUUCGAUGGCGAGGCUUAUGCGCAGCAGCACGCAUUGUGGCUGCUGCUCCCGCCCUUCGUGGGCAGAAGGCUCACGGGGACGAAGACGAGGACAGCAGCAGCAGCAGCAGCAGCAGCAACGACGCUGAUGCAAGGGUGUGGCUGCAGCUGCUGCUGUUGCUGUUCCCCAGAGGAGGAGACAGCUGCCUCCAGCUCGCAGCCCUCGCUCUGCAGGCAUUUGACGUUCUCGCUGCGAAGGCCCCAGAAGGUCGUGCUGCAGCGCGUGCUGCAGCAGAAGCAGCAGCUGCAGCAGAGAAGGAGCAGCUGCAGCAACAACAGCAGCGGAUGCUGCUGCAGGACCCCAGCCAGAAUGGCGGUGCGCGGAAGCACGACAGUUUCGGAAGACUGCAGUUGCAGCUAGAGAGCAGGCACCAGCUGCUGCUGCAGCGACAGCAGCAGCAGCUGCUGCUGCUGCUGCGCCCCCAAGUAGCAGCAAGCCCUUCAGCAGCGCACGAGGCCAUCUCCAUGCUGCUGCUGCCGCUGGCCGAGACAGAAGUCUCCCCAGCCCUUGUGUCUCUACAGUGCCUCACUGAGCUGCUGUGUCCGCAGACUGCUGCUGCUGCUGCUGCUGCUACUACUGCGCAGCAGCAGCAGCAGCAGCAGCUGCAAGCGUGUGAGGGAGAAGAACCUCCUUUCUCCCGCGGUCCCUCGCACCAGCCCCCCGAGAACCCCAGCAGCAGCAACAACAGCAGCAGCAGCUGCUGCAGCAGCAGCAGCAGCAGCGUGCUGCUGUCUGCUGCAGUUGUUUGGGGAGUUUCUCGAGCCCUUUUUGCCACAAUGGACUUACGCAGGGAGCGGCUGCUGGCCCGGCGAGCGACGCUGCAGCGGCUGCGGCAGCGGCUGGAAGCAGUUGCUGCUGCUGAGGGCAGGGGCGAGGCAGCAGAGGCAAUAGCAGCAGCAGCAACAUCAGCUGCUGCUGCUGCUGCUGCGCCUGUCGCCGGCAUGCCCUGCGCCAACAGGGGGCCCCAGCAGAAGGGGGCGGCCCCGAAGCAAGAAGGCACAGAGAGAGACAGCGACAGCAACUUUGCUGCUGCUGCACUGGAGCACGAGGCCCAGGCUUUGUGGCUGCAGCGGCUGCAGCAGCAGGAGUCGCAGCUAAAAGCAGCAGCUGUUGAGUGUCUCCGUCGCCUAGCUCUCAUUAACUUUGAAGCAGUCCUGGGGCCCCUCACAAGCUCUCCAGGCGCUGAAGCAGCCGUAGCUGCUGCUGCCCCAGCAGCAGCAGCAGCAGCAGCGGCAGCAGCAGCAGGGAAGGAGCAAGGCGCGCUUGCAGCAGCAGCAGGCGACCCCUGGGCGCAGCCACCCCCAGCCCCCGUGUGGGGCCCCAAGGGCCUUGCUGCUAGGCUGCUGGCCCCGCAGCAGUUUGAGGAAGCAGCAGCAGUGCUGCAGUGGAGCGGCUGCUGCUGCUUCAGCAGCAGCAGCUGCCUCCACCGCGGCCUGGCUGGCUGCAUAGCCAGCGAGAGGUCUCUUGCUGCUAAAGCUGUGGCUCACCUCACCCGCGUGUGCAACAACUCUCCUGCUGCUGUUGCUGCUGCUGCUGCUGCUGCUGAGGGCGCUGCGUUCUCUGCGGGCCAGCAGCGGGCCAUUGUCGCAGCCGAGGCAGCUGCGCAGCACCAGGCCACCCUGCUGCUGCUGCUGCUGCUGCAGCACGAGCAGCAGCAGCAGCACAGAUACCGCAGGCCCUCUUCUCUUGGCCGCAUGCUGCAGCGACACGCUGCGCCCCUGCUGGGCACGGCGCUGCUGCGGAUAGGCAUGGCGCAUGCAGCAACGGCCAGCCGCACGCAGCAGCAGCAGCAGCAGCAGCGGCGGCAGCAGCAGCAGCAGCAGCAAGAGGAUUCAUUCAAGGGUCUGCACAUCAUGGGUCCUGGAGACGAAGUUGUCAGCUGGCGCUGCCUCAGGGCUGCAGUUGAAGGGGGGCCACCCCCGGGGUCGCCUUCAGGGGGCCCCCUAA
Eimeria tenella is the source of this 10276-nucleotide messenger RNA. RefSeq lists its product as uncharacterized. Gene Ontology annotation, biological process: regulation of transcription by RNA polymerase II. The transcript is spliced from 8 exons. The record is from RefSeq and is a predicted model, not a curated record. Gene Ontology annotation, cellular component: nucleus; SWI/SNF complex. Lineage: Eukaryota; Apicomplexa; Conoidasida; Eucoccidiorida; Eimeriidae. The annotation marks the transcript as partial. Gene Ontology annotation, molecular function: transcription coregulator activity.